Cynocephalus volans (Philippine flying lemur) is the source of this 2943-nucleotide messenger RNA. RefSeq names its product glutamate ionotropic receptor kainate type subunit 5 (gene GRIK5). The transcript has 19 exons. The record is from RefSeq and is a predicted model, not a curated record. The coding region runs from base 1 to 2943 and encodes 980 amino acids. Gene Ontology annotation, molecular function: kainate selective glutamate receptor activity; transmitter-gated monoatomic ion channel activity involved in regulation of postsynaptic membrane potential. Gene Ontology annotation, biological process: monoatomic ion transport; modulation of chemical synaptic transmission; synaptic transmission, glutamatergic. Gene Ontology annotation, cellular component: postsynaptic density membrane; kainate selective glutamate receptor complex; presynaptic membrane. Lineage: Eukaryota; Metazoa; Chordata; Mammalia; Dermoptera; Cynocephalidae.
AUGCCGGCUGAGCUGCUGCUGCUGCUGAUUGUUGCCUUCGCCAGCCCCAGCUGCCAGGUGCUCUCAUCACUGCGCAUGGCUGCAAUCCUGGACGACCAGACAGUGUGUGGCCGCGGUGAGCGUCUGGCCCUGGCCCUGGCCCGGGAGCAGAUCAACGGGAUCAUCGAGGUCCCAGCCAAGGCCCGAGUGGAAGUAGACAUCUUUGAGCUGCAGCGGGACAGCCAGUACGAGACCACGGACACCAUGUGUCAGAUCCUGCCCAAGGGGGUUGUGUCUGUCCUGGGGCCCUCUUCUAGCCCAGCAUCUGCCUCCACUGUGAGCCACAUCUGUGGGGAGAAGGAGAUCCCCCACAUCAAGGUGGGUCCCGAGGAGACUCCCCGCCUUCAGUACCUUCGCUUCGCAUCUGUCAGCCUGUACCCCAGUAAUGAGGACGUCAGCCUGGCGGUCUCCCGAAUACUCAAGUCCUUCAACUACCCCUCGGCCAGCCUCAUCUGCGCCAAGGCUGAGUGCCUGCUGCGAUUGGAAGAACUGGUGCGUGGCUUCCUCAUCUCCAAGGAGACACUGUCAGUGAGGAUGUUGGAUGAUAGCCGGGACCCCACGCCACUGCUCAAGGAGAUCCGUGACGAUAAGGUGUCCACCAUUAUCAUCGACGCCAACGCGUCCAUCUCCCACCUCAUCCUCCGUAAGGCCUCGGAGCUAGGAAUGACCUCAGCGUUUUACAAGUACAUCCUCACCACCAUGGACUUCCCUAUCCUGCAUCUGGACGGUAUUGUAGAGGACUCCUCCAACAUCCUGGGCUUCUCCAUGUUCAACACCUCCCACCCCUUCUACCCUGAGUUUGUGCGCAGCCUCAACAUGUCCUGGAGGGAGAACUGUGAAGCCAGCACCUACCCGGGCCCUGCGCUGUCAGCUGCACUGAUGUUUGACGCCGUGCAUGUGGUGGUGAGUGCUGUUCGGGAGCUGAAUCGCAGCCAGGAGAUUGGCGUGAAGCCACUGGCCUGUACAUCAGCCAACAUUUGGCCCCAUGGGACCAGCCUCAUGAACUACCUGCGAAUGGUAGAGUAUGAUGGGCUGACCGGGAGGGUUGAGUUCAACAGCAAAGGGCAGAGGACCAACUACACCCUGCGCAUCCUAGAGAAGUCCCGGCAGGGCCACCGUGAGAUCGGGGUGUGGUACUCUAACCGUACCCUGGCCAUGAAUGCCACCACUCUGGACAUCAACCUGUCGCAGACGCUGGCCAACAAGACGCUGGUGGUCACAACCAUCUUGGAGAACCCAUAUGUCAUGCGCAGGCCUAACUUCCAGGCCCUGUCGGGGAACGAGCGCUUUGAAGGCUUCUGUGUGGACAUGCUUCGGGAGCUGGCCGAACUGCUGCGUUUCCGCUACCGCCUACGGUUGGUGGAGGAUGGUCUGUACGGGGCACCUGAACCCAAUGGCUCUUGGACAGGCAUGGUUGGCGAGCUCAUCAACCGGAAGGCAGACCUGGCUGUGGCUGCAUUCACCAUCACAGCUGAGCGUGAGAAGGUUAUCGACUUCUCCAAACCCUUCAUGACCCUGGGGAUCAGCAUCCUCUACCGAGUACACAUGGGCCGCAAGCCUGGCUACUUCUCCUUCCUGGACCCUUUCUCCCCUGCUGUGUGGCUCUUCAUGCUUCUUGCCUACCUGGCUGUCAGCUGCAUCCUGUUCCUGGCUGCCAGGCUGAGCCCCUAUGAGUGGUAUAAUCCACACCCAUGCCUGCGGGCACGUCCCCACAUCCUGGAGAAUCAGUACACGCUGGGCAACAGCCUCUGGUUCCCCGUGGGGGGCUUCAUGCAGCAGGGCUCGGAGAUCAUGCCCCGGGCACUAUCCACACGCUGUGUCAGUGGAGUCUGGUGGGCCUUUACCUUGAUCAUCAUCUCCUCCUACACGGCGAACUUGGCUGCCUUCCUCACUGUGCAGCGCAUGGAGGUGCCUGUGGAGUCGGCCGACGACCUGGCAGAUCAGACCAACAUUGAGUAUGGCACCAUCCAUGCUGGCUCCACCAUGACCUUCUUUCAGAAUUCACGGUACCAGACAUACCAGCGGAUGUGGAACUACAUGCAGUCGAAGCAGCCCAGCGUGUUUGUCAAGAGCACAGAAGAAGGCAUCGCCCGUGUCCUCAACUCCCGCUAUGCAUUCCUGCUUGAGUCCACCAUGAACGAGUACCACCGGCGCCUCAACUGCAACCUCACCCAGAUUGGGGGCCUCCUCGACACCAAGGGCUACGGCAUUGGCAUGCCACUGGGCUCCCCGUUCCGGGACGAGAUUACACUGGCCAUCCUGCAGCUUCAGGAGAACAAUCGGCUGGAGAUCCUGAAGCGCAAGUGGUGGGAGGGUGGCCGGUGCCCCAAGGAGGAGGACCAUCGAGCUAAAGGUUUGGGCAUGGAGAACAUUGGCGGUAUUUUUGUCGUACUCAUCUGUGGCCUCAUCAUUGCUGUCUUUGUGGCGGUCAUGGAAUUCAUUUGGUCUACACGGAGGUCAGCAGAGUCCGAAGAGGUGUCCGUGUGCCAGGAGAUGCUUCAGGAGCUGCGCCACGCCGUGUCUUGUCGCAAGACGUCGCGUUCCCGCCGGCGCCGGCGCCCGGGCGGCCCGAGCCGGGCCCUGCUGUCGCUGCGCGCGGUCCGCGAGAUGCGCCUCAGCAACGGCAAGCUCUACUCGGCGGGCGCGGGCGGGGAUGCGGGCGGCGCGCACGGGGGUCCGCAGCGCCUCCUGGACGACCCGGGGCCUCCCGGUGGGGCCCGACCCCCGGCGCCCACCCCCUGCACCCACGUGCGCGUCUGCCAGGAGUGCCGGCGCAUCCAGGCUCUACGGGCCUCGGGGGCCGCCGCGGCCCCGCGUGGCCUGGGCGCCCCUGCCGAGGCCGCCAGCCCUCCCCGGCCGCGACCCGGCCCCACCGGUCCCCGCGAGCUGGCUGAGCACGAGUGA